Messenger RNA from Anopheles funestus (African malaria mosquito), 6845 nucleotides. RefSeq names its product longitudinals lacking protein, isoforms A/B/D/L. The coding region runs from base 1704 to 4343 and encodes 879 amino acids. Gene Ontology annotation, molecular function: protein binding; DNA binding. The transcript has 6 exons. Gene Ontology annotation, cellular component: nucleus. Gene Ontology annotation, biological process: regulation of transcription by RNA polymerase II. Lineage: Eukaryota; Metazoa; Arthropoda; Insecta; Diptera; Culicidae. The record is from RefSeq and is a predicted model, not a curated record.
GAAAAUAAUGAAAGAACAUUUUUUCACACGCGCGUUCGAUAGUGUGCGCGCUUGUGUGCGUGCGUGUGCAGAUUCAUCCGCAGCGUUCAUCGGGAGACAGAUCUGGUGCGUGCAGACUGCCAACAGGACGAAAAAACAGUGUUUGCUGGGAUGAAACAAAAACUCAUCCGCUGGCAGAACGAGCGGGAUAGAGAAGGAUAAGAUGAUGCGCGGGAGGAAAUGGAAUAGUGCGAGAGCGAGAAGCGAUUACAACAAAGGUUGUUACUCUGCCGUAGUAAAGGUGCCCGGUUGCAGCAAGGACGAAUUUUUAUUCAGUUCCAACGAUUGUAAAGGAUCAUUUUCCCAAAAGUCAACACAGGCGCUCGCUGCAGGAUCAACAAAUUCAUUCGUUUCGAAGUGUAUUUGUGUGUGUGUUGUGUCAAGUACGCACAGUCGUCGCUGCAUCAUCAUUGUGGGGUCCGUCUUGUGGCCGUGGUUCGUCCGUUUUGUUCACUGUAGUAAAUUUUAUCAUCUGCCAGGGAGAGGUGGUGUUCGGAUUAGCAGUGUUGGGUUGCUGCUGUGAAUUAAACAUCCUUUCUAUAGGCAAGGUAAAACGAGACGGUGUCCGGUACACCACAUUUAGUGAUGAAAAGUCGUAAUGAAGCUGUGUAGCGGCGGGUGUGAGUGUUUUGACGAAAAAAUACAACCAUCUAGCGUAGCAACGAAUCAUCUUUGUGCGGAUGACAAGAAGAAAACAACUAACAUACUAGUGGUUUGAUUUGAUUUCGGCAUGGCCGUGUAAACGCGGUACCCCAACAGAAACGUAAGCAGUGCGUACGUGUGUGAGCCCUUUUUCCUCGAUUAGUGUGUUAGUGCGCGUGCGUGCGUGAGUGCGUACCGUGUGCUCGCGCGCGUUCCGAGUGUGUUGUGUUCGGUGCUGCUGCGCCGUGCGUGUGUGGCGCCAUUCCGACGUGGUUGCGUGGUGUGUGUAUGUGUGUGUGUGUGUGUGUGGUUUUGCGGUUUUUUUUUCUCUCUCUCGGGUGGUUAAACGAAAGAUAACACACCACAGCCAAGGAGAGAGAAGGUAUGCGCGCGCGUUUUCCUGCUGAUGCUGCCGUACAGUGCUUUGUGAGUUUUGGCGUUACUUUAUCGUAAAGCCGCUGAUUGUGUUUGUGGUGAGAUUGUGCGUGUGUAUGUGUGUGCACACACAUGUGCUUUAAAAAGGGUAGUGCGUGAAUGCACCUUUUCGGUGCGGUACAACGUUCAGCUGGAAAAAAAUGGAAGUUUAACCGUACAUUGGAAGAAUAGUGAAAGAAAACAAAUCAUUGUUACACAAAUACGUUGUAUUACCAGCGGGAGCAGUAACUUUCAUGCUCAUCCUUUGAUUUGGAAGAAAUCAGUAGCAAGGAUAUGGUUGGGCGAAUAUAGGGUGUAUGCCGAAUGAUUGAAAACCCGUCUCAAAAACCGGGACAAGCUGAAUAUUCAUCUUUCCCGCGGCCAAAUUUCACCGCACGCAUGAGGACUUAAAGAAAACAACAACAAAAGAUUUCCGCGAACAAAGUCUCUAUCUACAGCUAUUCUAACCCGAAGCAUUGAGAGCAUUGACGGAAGCACGCUACGGUACGGCGUAUCGUAGGGUGAAAGCACUACCAUCAUCAUUGGCAGUGCGAACGUAGCCAGUGUACAAAACUCUGCUUCGCCUUCCUCAAAAAAACGGCUCGUGAAUGAUGUCCGUGCAGCAGUACUGUCUACGGUGGAACAACCAUCAGCCGAACUUCAUCUCGGUCUUCUCGACGCUGCUGCACAAUGAGAGCCUGGUCGACGUUACACUGGCCGCCGAGGGACGGCAGCUGCAGGCACACAAGGUUGUCCUGUCGGCGUGCAGUUCCUACUUUCAGUCACUAUUCACCGCCAAUCCCUGCCAACACCCAAUCGUGAUAUUGAAGGACGUGCAGUACAACGACCUUAAGACGAUGGUCGACUUCAUGUACUACGGUGAGGUGAACGUGUCGACCGAACAGCUUCCCCAGGUGCUCAAGACGGCCGAAAUGCUCAAAAUCAAGGGCCUGGCAGAGAUGCCGGAUGCGUCCGCCGUCUGUAAGGCGGACCUAAGCAAGCUCGACCCGUCCGAUCUGAUACAGGCGGCGAACGUUAUACCCGGUGCGGCCGGUGAUGCGAUAUGGGGCAGUGCCGAAUCUCAGCAGCAAGCGCAACAACAGCAACAGCAGCAACAACAGCAGCAGCAGCAGCAGGCACAACAUCAUCAGCAGCAAACGCAACAGCAGCAGUACCAACACCAGCAGCAACAGCAGCAACAGCAGCUACAUCAACAAACCCAGCAGCUGAGACGAUCACCUUCCCCCACGACCAACAUGUCACCCGCGGCACGAAGGAAACGGUUACGAAAGACGUCAACCGGUUCCGGUUCCAUAUCGACCGAUCGGUUGCAGCACCAACAGCAGCAGGCGGCUGUGGUCGUAGCGCAACAUCAGGCGGCUGCCGUUGCUGCCGCAGCUGCAGCCGCGGCCGCUGCUCAGCAGCAGCAGCAACAGCAGACGGACGAACAGCACGGCACGAGUGCGGACCCGAGCACACUAAAUCUCGUGCCGCAUCUACACAUCCAGCAGCAGGUGGACAACAUAUCGUACGGUACGGCGACGACGGGGCACGGUGCAUUAGCGCUCGGUGCUGCCGCUGUUGCUGCUGCAGCAGCAGCUGCCGCUGCCGGUAACAAUAUCCGCAUCAUUAAGGAAAGCCCCAGCUCGGACGUUGAUCAGCAGCAGCACGAAUCAUCACAGGAGAGCGUCGAUGAGACGGGCCAUCACAUGCCGAGCAUUAUCAAAACGGAAGACCUGAGUGGGGUCACGCAAACCAUACCGAUGGACAUUUCGACGACACCGGCCGCCGUAAAUAUAACGCAAUCGCAAUCACAGCAUACCGGUGGGCAAUGGACGGUAAUCGAUACGAAUUAUUCGCGGUUUGGCAUUGCGCCGUGUCAGACGAAUUUAGGACUGCAGCAACAGCAGCAGCAACAGCAACAACAGCAGCAACAACAUCAACAGCAGCAACAUCAGCAGCAGGUGCAGCAACAUCAUCAGCAAACGAAUCAACAGCAGCAACAGCAUCAGGGUGAUAGUCAAGGUUUAAGCAGUGGCGGCAAUGGUGCAAACAAUGCUGCUAAUGGUGGCACACCGGGCAGUGGAACGGCUGGAUCGGCCACCGGUAACAACGGGGGGCUAACGAACGCAUCCACCACGAACUCGAACGCCACGACACCGCAACCGACGACACCGGUACAAAUCUAUCAGCAUCCAUUCUCACCCCAGAUCAUAUCGGUCAACCCGAACAGUAUGGUCAACAGCUACCAAUCGUCGAACCUUUCCACACCGACGUCCCCGCAGACGGGUAGUGAUCAGACGACGGGGCUUGUGUACAGUACCGGAACGCCGAAUCAGUCACCGCUCGGUGCAACAACGACCGGUGCAACGUCCGGCACGAAUGCAAGCGGUAAUGCGGGCACGGGUGCCGGUGGCAAUGGUACGACCGGAGGCAACGGUACAACGGCCGGUGGUGGUGGUGGCAGUGGUGGUACCGGUGCAGGAAAUGGUGCAGGAGGUGGUGCGGCUGGGACGGGAACGACUGGCGCUGCCGGUACCGUGCAGCCGGUCAAGCGGAAACGAUCCGUCAAUCCACAAGGUGAUGAAAAUUUCCUGCGAGCACUCGAAGCGGUCCGUUUCGGUGGUAUCGGUUUCUGUAAAGCCGCACGUCUGUACGGCGUUAAUAAUCGUACGCUGUGGUUAGAGUAUAAGAAGCGCGGUUACCCAAUCAGCCGGCCAAGCAUCAAGAAUCGCAUCAAGCUCGAACCGAACAUAUCACCGCCACCGACGGCCACAACACCACCCGGAGAUGAAAAUGCUUCGAUGGAGCACUACGAUACGGCACUAUCUUCCCCCGCUCUCAAUAUGUCCCUACAACAACAGCAGCAGCAGCAGCAACAGCAGCAGCAACAACAGCAGCAACAGCAACAACAGGUUCAGCAACAUCAAGCUACGCAGCAACAAGUCACCGCAGCGCAGCAAACGCAACAUCAGCAGCAAGCACAGCAGCAAGGCAAUGAUACAACGAAUGCUGCUGCGGCAGCUGCUGCCGCCGCUGUCGUUGCUGCCUCUUCCACCACUCCCCUUAUGUGCCCGCCGCACGGACAUCCGAUGGGUGUGAUGGGUUUUCUCGAUACACGGCAUGUCGAUUUUACGACCACGGCCAGCCUACAUCAAAUGUCCCGCCAGCGAUAUCCGGACACGGCUACCGUUAAUAUGAAUACCGGUGCAGUGAACCUGCAAGGGCUAAACUUUAACUCCAUGUAAGGAGACGGGUGGCUUCGUGUUGUGACCGUAAGCAAUGGUGGCGAUUGCGGUGGUGGCGGUACUAUCGGAGAUGGUGGUACGGAUCAGGCCAUUCUGGCACUUGGCGGUUGUCCCACUACUACGGAGCUUACCGAAACGUAGUGGCUGGACGUGAUCUGCCGCCAGGCAUUGAACUUCAUUGUCAGUGCGCGCAACAAUUGAAGCCACAUGAAGCUCUACAGCGUACGGUGUAACAAUUGUACGUGGUGGAAGAUCAUCUCUUUUUUUCGUACGAUCCCAUCCAGUCGGAAAGUUAUAGCUUCUUCUACGAGGGAUACGAAGUUUCGAAGCUCUUUUGUAUUACUGAGAGUAUGACAAGUUCAUGGGGAUAUCGUUGUAUGCCAAUGGGAAAUUAGUUUCAAUUAAUUAAUUGUUUGAAUGGUGUACACAUGUUUGUAAGCAUAUUCUUUUUGUUUCUAUAUCCAAUCGAAAGGUUUUUUUUGGACACAGAGAUUUUUUCUUUCAUGGAACCCUUUCUUUUCAAUUGUAAAAUCCAUUUUCGUCAUGCCCAGUGUGGAUUCGAUUCGCAAGCUAUUUAUCUUAAAUCCCUCCGUUAUCCUUCCCCCGAAUAAUAGCAUCCCCUCCUCCCUUAAUGCCUUCCAUAAUUCGUUCGAUAAAGGAAUGUAUGUGUUGUGUGUGUAUGUAUAGGUAUUGUGUGUGUUAGUCUUUCUUGUACGUUGUAUGUGUUAAAGCAAGUGAUCCAUCUACGUGUAAAAAAUAUUAUUUAUGUUGUCAUUUAUGGGGAGAAACGUGAGACUUUGGUUCGACUUUGGGGGCAUGCUUGAUGCGGCUGGAUGAAACGGAAAGUGUAUAGAAGCUGCAAAUGGUAACAGAACGUAACGAGUGAAAUGUAUCGAGUUUCUAAACAAAAAUCAUGUAUUUUAAGCAUCAAACAGACAAAAACACUUUCGGAAUCCUAGCUCCCCGAAUGAUAAAAAGAAUGUCUUGUGAGAAGCAGGGAUACGACAAACAGAUAGAUGUAAAAUUAGUAGUAGUAAAAGGUAGUAAUAAUGAAGAUAAUGUAGUGAAAAGAAAAAAAACAAGAAAAAAAAAUCAUAGCCAUGAUACGAUCAAUGCACAGCGGGUGAAAAGGGCGAUCGCAAGAGAUAAAUGUCGAACAAAAAACAAAAGUUGUAUAGUAAAAUAAAACCCAAAACGAUGGUGAAUAGUAUUUUUGUUAACUCUUUUUUAGCAGUUUAUACUUGUAUAUUGGUGGGGUGUUGAGAAAAAAAAAACAAUAAACACCGCACAACUUAAAGUCAGUCUUGUGCGAAAUGAUCAAGACAUUAGGAAGUAAUAGAGAGAGAGAGAGAGAGCGAAUGAAAGAAAUAGUAGUUUAGAAUUAAGAGUGAAAGUAAAGCAGGAGCAAAAACAGAGAUAAAAUGAGAACAAAAACAAAAAGUUAUACACACAGUCAUCGAUAUGCAUGCGAAGUUUAAACGAGAAAUAAUCAAUUAACAGGUGCAGAAUAUAACUGAUGAUUCUUGUAUCGACAAGCUGUGGUAGUGUAAAGCAAAUCAUCAUAACAUGGUGAGAAAACACACACAUAUUCACUUCGAACGAUAAUACUAGUAAGAAACAGAAACAUGAAACAUCAUUCAAAAAUACUUUAAAAAGGAUAAAAUGGUAACAAGCAUGAAAACAGGUAAAAGAAUAUCAUUAAAAAGCAUUUUGUGACGAAACAAAAAGACAUUUACUUGGAACAAAAAAGAAGGUAGUGAAAAGAAGUAAAAGAUGUUAGAACAGCGAACUAAACAAAACACAAAUAAACAAUGAAGGGAAAUGUAAGUAAGGUAAAAUGCGUGAGGUGGAAAAACGGUGCGAAAAGAAUUUGUAUAAAUCAAAAAGAUUAAACUUUCGGUAAGUUUGUUGUAAUAUAAACAAAACAAAAAAAAAAACAGUCGAAGUAAACGGCAUAGUUGAAUGUGGAUAAGAGCACUUUUCGCUUGGUGGAAGAAAGUGCAUAGUCAAGCAGCUGUAAUGUGAAAUGGGUGAAGUGUUUAAAGCAAAACAGCAAACUGAACAAACAAUCCUAAUUUAAUUUGAAAUCGUGGGACGGAAGAAGAAGCAAUUCAAAGCAUGUGACACAAACAAAAGCAUAUAAAAAAGAGAAAAUUGAUUGUUGUAAGGAAGUAGACAUUAGAACAAUGUCGAGUCAAACGGUGAAACGAAAGGUUAAGUAAUUAAGCAAAAAAUGCCAUUCUCGUAUCAGUUUGUUUAAGAAACACAUGUACACAAACAUUACAAGAAAAAAAAAACACAUAAGGAAGCAAAUCACAAACAACAAACAUACCAGAAAACAAUUAAGUGAAAAAAGAAAAUGAAAAAAGCGAAAGAAAAAAAAAAGUACAGGACAGAAUGAAACGAUAAAAGUGAACAAAUACACUACACGUACGCGUUCUGUGAAGAAAUAAGUAUUUACUUAUGUGAGUAAUUUAAAUAAAUUGAAGCAAACUGAAAAUA